AUGGCACAAAAUCUUCCAGAGACUAUGAAAGCCCUUGUCUGCCAGGAUAUAGGCAAACCUCUACAGCUCACGACCAUCCCAACUCCACGGCCAACUCCAGGAAGUGUUGUUGUCAAGGUGCUGGCGGUCCAGUCACAGCGUAGCUUAGCCGCGAUCAUCGCUGGCAAAACUCCCUUCACCUUUCCAAAGCCUCUCACGCCUGGUAAUACUGCCAUCGGUCGGGUGGCUGCAACUGGGCAGGACACCACAAGUCUGGCUGUCGGUCAACUUGUCAUGCUUGACACGUUUGUCCGGGCUCGUGACAACACCGAUAUCCAAAUACUCUGGGGAUUCUCCGAUGGCUUCACAACCCAGUCCAAGAAGUUCAUGGCCGACAAUUGGGCCAUGGGCUCGUACGCCGAGUACGUUCGCGCCCCUCUUGAGAACACUUGGGCACUCGAUGAGAAGCGCCUGUGCGGAAGUCUGUCGGACGGCGGUCUCGGAUACACCAUCGACGAUCUUGCAUCUUUGCCUGAGAUUCUUAUCCCCUACGGUGGCCUGCGUGGCAUCAACCUCCAUCCUGGCGAGACCAUCGUUAUUGCCCCAGCCACCGGCGGCUUCAGCGGCGCCGCUGUCUUUGCCGCAUUGGCCAUGGGCGCGACCGUUAUUGCCAUGGGCCGCAAUGCAAAGGUUCUUCAAAAGCUCAAAGAUCAAUUUCCACGAGUUCGAACUGUGGUGAACACGGGCGACGUACAGGCUGACACAGCUGCACUGCGGGCUCUCGGACCCAUCGAUGCGUAUCUGGACCUGUCGCCUCCCCAAGCGAGCUCCUCUACUCAUAUUCGCAGUUGCUUCCUUGCACUCCGACAGUAUGGCCGGGCGUCGCUCAUGGGUUUCAUCCCGACAGAUCUCGCCCUGCCAUAUUCGCAUGCUAUGGGGAACAACCUGACAAUCCGGGGCCAGUUCAUGUAUGAGCGAGCAGAUGUGAAGUCUCUGAUCCGGUUGGCUGAAUCCGGGCAACUGAAACUCGGAACUGCCGGUUGUUAUGAGGUAUGUGGAAAAUACCGGCUGAAUGAGAUGGAGGAAUGCUUCAAAAAGACAGAAGCAUGCCAAGAAGCUGGUCAGGUUGUCUUGAUCACGCCUUGA
This is a messenger RNA of Clonostachys rhizophaga, 1125 nucleotides long. Lineage: Eukaryota; Fungi; Ascomycota; Sordariomycetes; Hypocreales; Bionectriaceae. The record is from the annotation of a GenBank genome assembly.